AUGGCUGUUGAUAUGAAGCAGUUACAAUUACAAGUCUUUGGAGAUUCUGAAUUGGUGAUCAAUCAAUUGUUGGGUACCUACGAGGUCAAAAAGCCAGAAUUGCGCCUGUAUCAUGACUAUGCACAAAAAUUGAUUGGGUGGCUCGGUAACGUAACUCUUCAGCAUGUGCCAAGGAAGGAAAAUAAGAAGGCUGAUGCUUUUGCUGCUUUGGAUUCAACAUUGACUUUGCUUGACCAAGCACAAAUCACUAUAUGCCAGAAACGGGUAGUACCGCCGGAGGACGAUGAAGAUGAAGAAAGCAAACUCGAGCGUCUUGUGGUCGUUUCUAAAGCUGAGAAAGUCGAUUGGCGACAAAUCAUGAUCGAUUACUUGUGUUAUGGCAUUCUUCCAGAAGAUCCAAAAAGAAAGACCAAAAUUCGUCGUCGUGCCCCUCGCUUCCUUUACUACAAAGAUACUUUGUAUCGUAGAUUGUUCGAGGGAGUUCUCUUGAGUUGCCUGGGGGAAGAAGAAGCAACUCAAGCUAUGCAAGAAGCACACUCUGGAGUUUGUGGAUCACAUCAAUCUGGGCCAAAACUGCACUUUCAUAUAAAAAGGAUGGGGUAUUAUUGGCCAACAAUGGUGAAAGAUUUUUUGGACUACGCGCGAAGAUGCAAAGCAUGCCAAUUUCAUGCAAAUUUUAUACACCAACCUCCUGAAGUGUUACAUCCAACUGUUGCAUGUUGGCCAUUUGACGCUUGGGUGCUAGAUGUGGUUGGACUGCUACCAAAAUCUUCUAGUGGACACUUGUACAUCUUAGCUGCAACAGAUUACUUCUCAAAAUGGGCUGAGGCUGUCUCCCUCAAAGAAGUAAAAAAGGAGAAUGUGGAAAACCUCAUUCGAACUCAAGCAACUCCUUAUUCCCUUGUUUACGGAGCUGAAGCGGUCCUUCCACUUGAACGCCAAAUACUUUCAUUGCGGCUCGCUAUCCAAGAAGGGCUCACUGAAGAAGAAAAUGCUCGUCUACGCCUUGAAGAGUUAGAGGCCCUUGAUGAGAAAAGGAUAGAAGCUCAGCAAAGCCUUGAAUGUUAUCAAGCUCGUCUUUGCCGUGCUUUCAAUAAAAAGGUUCGCCUGAGGUCCUUCCAAGUUGGUGAUCAAGUCCUGGCGAUAAAAAGACCCAUUAUCAUAUCUCCUAAAUCUGGAAGCAAGUUCACUUCAAUGUGGGAUGGGCCGUAUGUUGUCCAAGAAGCCUAUACAAGUGGUGCUUACAAGCUUAUAGAUGCAGAUGGCUUGCGGAUCGGUCCUAUUAACGGAAAAUUCUUGAAGAUGUACUAUCCUUGA
Lycium barbarum (goji berry) is the source of this 1317-nucleotide messenger RNA. RefSeq lists its product as uncharacterized. Gene Ontology annotation, molecular function: nucleic acid binding; RNA-DNA hybrid ribonuclease activity. Bases 1 to 1317 code for a protein of 438 amino acids. The record is from RefSeq and is a predicted model, not a curated record. The transcript is spliced from 2 exons. Lineage: Eukaryota; Viridiplantae; Streptophyta; Magnoliopsida; Solanales; Solanaceae.